AUGAAGACAGGAAAUGAGACAUUGAGCACAGACUUCAUUCUCCUGGGCCUUUUCCCUGGAAUGAGACAUAUAGGCCUCCUUUUCUCUGUUGUCCUUCUCAUCUACAUCAUUGCCAUCACAGGAAACACCACCUUGAUCCUUCUCAUCUGGGCAGAUCCCUGCCUUCACACCUCCAUGUAUUUUCUGCUUAGCCAACUCUCCCUCAUGGACCUGGUUUUAAUCUCUAGCUUAGUCCCCAAAAUGGCAGUCAACUUUUUCUCAGGGAAGAGAGAGAUCUCCCUGAUUGGCUGUGGGGCACAGGUCUUCUUUACCUUGACUCUGGGGAUAGCUGAAUGUCUCCUCCUGACACUCAUGGCUUAUGACCGCUAUGUGGCUGUCUGUCAUCCUCUCAAAUACCCAAUCAUUAUCAGCCACCAGGCCUCCCAGCUGAUGGCUGUGGGGUCCUGGGUAGGAGGGGCUCUGGCAUCCUUGGUCCACACAGCAUAUGCCAUGCACUUUCCCUUCUGUGGCCCCCGAGAGCUCCACCACUUUUUUUGCGAGAUCAAAGCCAUCUUGAAGCUGUCCUGCGAGGACAUCUCUACCUAUGAGAAAGUGAUAGUAGUGACUGGAUUUGUUGUAAUUCUUCUUCCAGUAAGCCUCAUUCUGACCUCCUAUGCCCUCAUCUUCCUCCAGGUCCUGAAAAUGAACUCCCCUGAGGGCAGGAACAAGGCCCUGGCUACCUGCUCUUCCCAUCUGACUGUGGUCAUCUUUUACUAUGGCCCAGCCAUGAUGAUAUACAUGAGGCCUGGAUCUUCCCACACCCCUAUUCUGAACCAGGCUCUCUUUAUGUUUGACACCAUCCUCACCCCCAUGCUAAACCCCCUCAUUUAUAGCCUAAGGAACAGGGAAGUGGUGGGCUCAAUGAGGAAGAUUCUGGGGAAGAAGCCCAUUUCAAAGUAG
Molecule: messenger RNA, 939 nt
Organism: Hippopotamus amphibius kiboko
Lineage: Eukaryota; Metazoa; Chordata; Mammalia; Artiodactyla; Hippopotamidae
Product: olfactory receptor 2AJ1-like
Exons: 1
Coding region: 1-939 (312 amino acids)
Biological process (GO): G protein-coupled receptor signaling pathway
Cellular component (GO): membrane
Molecular function (GO): G protein-coupled receptor activity; olfactory receptor activity
Source: RefSeq, a predicted model, not a curated record